AAAACCCGCUUUUAUGGCGCCAACCGAUUUGAAAUUGACAGAACUGUUAAUGUCAGGUUAUGACGAACAGUAUAAACAAAAAUUAGUCUUUACCUCAGGUUGUAUCCGUUCAGACAUUGAAUGUUAUUAUUAUUAUUAUUAAAAAAGUAGUUUUAAAUUUCAACAAAAUGUUUAAACCAGGAGCAAUCAGGAAAAUACAAGUAAAAAAUUUCGUGACAUACUCACAAGCAGAGCUAAUACCGGGUCCAAAUUUAAAUAUGAUAAUCGGCCCUAAUGGCACCGGCAAAUCAACAAUGGUAGCAGCCAUUAUAUUAGGUUUGGGAGGGACUCCAAAAAUAGUUGGACGAGGAUCAAAGAUCUCUGAAUAUGUAAAACAUGACUGUGAAGAAGCCGAAAUAGACAUAUUAUUACAAGGUGACACUGACAAUAAAUUCAUUCAGGUCACAAGAAGGUUUAACACACACGAAAAAUCUGUCUGGCUUAUAAACAACAAAGUUGUAAAGUUGGGUGAUUUGUUGGACAGCAUAAAAAAAUUUAACAUACAAGUUAACAAUUUAUGUCAGUUUCUGCCGCAGGAUAGGGUGCAAGAUUUUGCCAAACUGAAUAAACAGCAGUUGCUCAAGGAAACGCAAAUCGCUUUGUGUCGACAAGACCUGUUAGAAAAUCAGGAAACACUUAUUGAAUGUAGGGAACAACAUAAAAAGAUGUUGGCUUCAAUUGAGAAAAAUGAGAAAGAAUUGAAGGAAUCUAAGGAGGCGAAUUCAAGGUUGGAAGGUCUUGUUAAAAAUUUUAACCAAAAAAAGGUUUAUUUAGAGAAAAUACAGCAUAUUGAAAGGAAGAUAGCUUGGAUUAUGUAUGACAACAUUAGGGUCAAGUUACAGGAGGCUAAGAAUGAUAAAGUGAAAGCUUCCCAAUUAUUUGAGACGUCCAAAGCAGGCAUUGAACCAAUUGAGAAACAAAUUACUGGACACAGGGAAAGCAUGCAAGACUACAAACAGAAAGCUUUAAAAAUUAGUAAAGUAAUGUCAGAGUUGAGGAAUUCAUUGAAAGAAAGCGGAAAUGUUAAUAAUAAAUUAACUGAUGCAGUCGCUAAAAUUGAAAGUGAUGCGCAAUCAAAGAUUGCCGAGUCACAAGAGAGGAAAAAGGAAAUUGAGCUGUCAAAGUCCAAGCUAAAUGAAUUAAGAGAGGCACAUCAAGGCAUCACAGUUCGAAUGGCGGAAAUGGAGCAACAGAAACGUACCUACACUGUAGAAGUUCAGAAACUUAUAACUGCUAAAGAUGUCAGAGAAAAUAAGCGUGAAGAAAUCGUACAGGCCCGAGAAAGUAAACUAGCAGAAAUGCAGGCACUUGACAACGAAAUACAGCGCUUAGAAGACGUCAAGCAAGAUCGUUUGAGGUAUCUUCAGAGGUUGGAUAAAGACGCCUACCAGGCAACAAUGUGGCUACGAAACAACAGGCAUAUAUUCAAGAGUGAAGUCUAUGAUCCAAUCAUGUUGGAAAUCAAUGUAUUGGAUCCAAAAAAUGCCAUAUAUUUGGAGAACGUAAUUCCUCUACGUGACAGGGUUGCCUUCACGUGUGUCGACAAAUCCGAUAUGAAUCUGCUGAUACAGCAGGUGCGGACUAAACAAAAUUUGAAGAUUAAUGUACUUCACUCGGAAAGUGGUGGGAACCUUACAAAUGAAUUUCAACCCAACGUGCCCAUUGAACAGUUGACCAAAUAUGGGUUGUAUUCUUACUUGUAUUCGAUGUUCACCGCACCAGACCCAAUUAUGAAAUAUUUAUGCAAAACUUAUAGAGUACAUAAUAUUCCCGUUGGCAAUGCCAAAACUAAUCAGUUAUAUGAGAAGAUACCGCCACAAAUAUCUAUGUUUUAUAGUGAUAAAUAUAAAUAUUCAAUUACCCAGUCCAAGUACAGUGGGGAAAAAAGUACUAGGCAAUUACAGGUCUACAGUGAUGGAGGUUUAUCAAUUUCUGUGGACGUGGUGAAACUAGAAAAAAUCAAAGGGCAAAGAAAAAAUUGCCAAAGUGACAUUGCGACUUUCGAUGAUGAUUUAAAGACUAUAAACUCUGAAUUAACAAAAUACAACGAAUGUAUAACGGUAAUUAAAGGCAAACUGAAGGAAGUAUCAAACUCAAAAUAUCAAGCAGACACGUUGCAAACCAGAAUCACGAGCCUUGAAGCUAAGAUAGCUGAAAAGGAGGAGGACACAAAAGACGCGAAUGAAAUUUUGGAAGAGUCAAAAGUCGCAAAAAAGAAAGUAAUACAAAAAUACCUAAGUUUAAUGGAUGCUGUAAACGACGAUUUAAAGAAGUUUACAUCACUGCAAACAAAGUGGAACCUUGCCAAUUUAGCAGCGGAUGACUUGGGCAAGAAAAUCGUAUUUUUGGAAAAUAGUGUGCGAGAUAAGAGACGCGUGCUUGAAGAACUAGGUCAAAUUCUUAACAAAACGAAAGACCACUAUUCCAGUGUGAUGUCUGAAGCCAAGACCAUACUCAAUAAAGCCAAAUCGUUGUCAAACGGUUUGACGCCCGAUGAUGAAGGAUUUAAGGAGUUUCAAGAGGAGUUCGAUAAACUUGAUGACGAUUUACCGAAACUCACCGAAAAGAAGCUGCAAAUAAAUUCCAAAAUAGCUUGCCUGAAUUCUGCUGACGACGGUGAAAUGGCUGAAUACGCCGAUCGGGAGAAACACAUUGAACAUCUUGAUGAGAUCAUUCAAAAACACAACUCCGAAUUAACCAAGAUCAAUAACCGGAUGAGUCGCAUCCGGGAUGAAUGGAUAACUCCCCUUAAUGAAUUAAUUGGAGAGAUAAAUUUACGAUUUUCUCAAGCGUUCGAACGAAUGGGGUGUGCUGGUGAAGUGUCUUUGUAUAAAGGAGAGAACGAAAUGAAUUUCUCGGACUACGGAAUCACGAUUAAAGUUACAUACAGAAAUAACGUACCACUUCAGGAGUUAAAUACAACGGUUCAAAGUGGAGGUGAACGUGCCGUGGCAACCGCCACUUUUAUGCUAAGUCUGCAAGAACUUACCCCAGUUCCGUUCCGUUGCGUGGAUGAAAUUAAUCAAGGAAUGGAUGCCAACAAUGAGAGGCGUAUUUUUGAACUGUUGGUAGACUCUACUGGGAGACCCAAUACCGCCCAGUAUUUUUUGAUCACUCCCAAGUUGGUGCCACAUUUGAAGUAUUCCAACACUUGUAUGGUCCAUACGGUACAUAAUGGACCGUUCAUUGAACGAGACAAAAAAUGGUCAUUUUCUACACUCUGUAACCCACAAGGAUUUCAGUGUGCUCCAGCGUGAAGCCACAACAGAAUAAUAUUUUUUUAAUAAAAAUAAACUUAUUAUAGGUUUUCAUAU
Messenger RNA from Aethina tumida (small hive beetle), 3353 nucleotides. It is a transcript of the gene SMC5, whose product is annotated as structural maintenance of chromosomes protein 5. The transcript has 10 exons. The record is from RefSeq and is a predicted model, not a curated record. NCBI's taxonomy places the organism in Eukaryota, Metazoa, Arthropoda, Insecta, Coleoptera, Nitidulidae. Gene Ontology annotation, molecular function: ATP hydrolysis activity; ATP binding. Gene Ontology annotation, cellular component: Smc5-Smc6 complex. Gene Ontology annotation, biological process: double-strand break repair via homologous recombination. The coding region runs from base 168 to 3296 and encodes 1042 amino acids.